Messenger RNA from Trichoderma aggressivum f. europaeum, 660 nucleotides. RefSeq lists its product as uncharacterized. The coding region runs from base 1 to 660 and encodes 219 amino acids. The record is from RefSeq and is a predicted model, not a curated record. Lineage: Eukaryota; Fungi; Ascomycota; Sordariomycetes; Hypocreales; Hypocreaceae. The transcript has 3 exons.
AUGUCUCCUAACAGCGAUAAUGCCAUGGCUCGCUUCUUGUUCGCCAUUCUGAAGCAAAAGAACCUCAAAGAUAUUGAUUGGAGUCAAGUGGCUGCCGACCCCGUCCUCAUCGAGCCCAUCACCAACGGCCAUGCCGCGAGAAUGCGGUACUCCCGCUUCCGAGCUACCGUCACCGGCCACACACCGUCAAAGAGAGGUCGGCCAUCAGAGAAGGCAAAGUCAGGCAAGGUGAAGAAGGGUGUGCAGGCAAAGAAGGAGAAGCCAAUCAAGCAAGAGCCGGUCUCAGCAAACAUCUCUUCAUUUGCUCAGUUUUCUCCUGAAUCCCUCGCAUCACUCACAUCACCUUACAUGGAUGAAUGCGACGAUUUCGACCCGCGCUUCCUCACACCCUGCAGUGAAGACAUGACUCAGGGAUUGUCCAUCCCUCCAUCUGCUCUCGAUGACAUCCGACACACGAGCGGAUUGAUGUUCCCUCCUCUUGGUGGCAACUCAGACUUCAUGAGUCAUGCUGGCCAUGACCAUGCCUCUACCUCUGCGUUUGACGCUGCCUACGACCUGAACUUUGCUUCGGGAGACCUUCACAGCCAGGGCCUGUCUCUCACUGGCGGAUCCCAGCCCCUCGGUGACUGGGACGAUCGAUUGAACGACCAACAAUACUAA